Molecule: messenger RNA, 2535 nt
Organism: Thermothelomyces thermophilus ATCC 42464
Lineage: Eukaryota; Fungi; Ascomycota; Sordariomycetes; Sordariales; Chaetomiaceae
Exons: 2
Coding region: 406-2247 (613 amino acids)
Biological process (GO): actin filament depolymerization; positive regulation of actin filament depolymerization
Cellular component (GO): cortical actin cytoskeleton
Molecular function (GO): actin filament binding
Source: RefSeq, a predicted model, not a curated record
CUUGAGUUCCUUAUAAGUCGGGAAAGCAUGCAGGAUUCUCUACAUGCUUGCAUUCAUCGCUAUCAAACCCAACCCUCAAGUAUACCUCAGCCCCUGAUGGACGCGAAAGCAUCAGUCAGGCUUGUGCGGUUGGAUGCUCCAAUCAACGGCCGACCCGCAGUUUAGGCGUCACCUUGCGUUGCUGUGGUGCCCCGCAACCACAUCACCACCACCACCCCUGACUUGAUGCCCCUCCAUGGUAAAGGUAGGCAGCGCACGCUCAGGCACCAUCCCAGCUGGGCCCCCAUUCUGAAUCAAAACAGCACGCAAAACGUCUCUAAAGCGUCUCUUUUGUGUCGACGCCCUGGCUGUUUUCUCAACCAAAACAAUCAGUCACUCGAGAGCCAUUUUGCAUAGCCCUCCAUCAUGUCGAUCGAAAUCGAAAAGAUCCUAGCUGCGGCCCCAUCCACAACGCGAGGCCAGCCGACACAGCUCUCUUGCGAUCCCAAAGGGGAGCGCAUAGCCUAUGCGUCCGGCAAGUCCAUUUUCCUCCGUUCCAUCGACGACCCUUCCAUCAGCAAACAAUAUACCGGCCAUACAGCAACCACCACCGUCGCCAAGUUUUCGCCCUCGGGCUUCUGGGUGGCCUCGGGUGACGUCUCGGGCAAGGUACGGGUCUGGGAUGCCGUCGAGGCGGUCAACACCAAGGGCGAGUACGCCAUCAUCUCGGGCCGCAUUACCGACAUCGCCUGGGACGGCGACAGCCAGCGCGUCAUUGCCGUCGGCGACGGCCGUGAGCGCUUCGGCCACUGCUUCACCGCCGAUAGCGGCAACAGCGUCGGAGAAGUCAGCGGGCACAGCAAGGUUGUCAAUGCGGUGACCAUCCGCCAGCAGCGUCCGCUGAGGGCGGCCACCGUGUCGGACGACAGCACCAUGUGCUUUUUGCACGGCGCGCCGUUCAAGUUCGCGAGCAAGGCGGCGGGGUUGCACAAGGGCUUUGUGAUGGGCGCGGCGUUCAGCCCGGACGGGACCGCUCUGGUUACCGUGGGCGCGGACAGGAGGAUCCAGCUGUACGACGGCAAGACGGGCGAGCCGACGAAGCAGAUCGGCGAGGGCGUUCACACGGGCAGCAUAUUUGCUGUUAGCUGGGCGAAGGACUCGAAGCGGUUUGUCACGGCGAGCGCCGACCAAACGGUGCGGGUGUGGGAUGUCGAGGCGGGAGAAUGCGUGCAGACGUGGAGGAUCGGAGAGGAAGGCAGCGUCAGCGUCGACAACCAACAGGUCGGCGUGGUGUGGCCUCACGGGAGGAGCGACGGACUCAUCAUCAGCCUGAGCUUGAGCGGCGACCUCAAUUAUCUCAAGGAAGGGAGUGACAAGCCCGUCAGGGUCGUGCAGGGGCAUAACAAGAGCGUCACCGCGCUGGGUGCAGCGUCCGGAGGAAAGGGGGAGGUCGUCGCGACGGGCAGCUUCGACGGUAAGGUCUGCAGAUGGGACGUCUCGACAGGCAUCGGCACUGUUGUUGAGGGUCAAUCCCACUCGAAUCAGAUCACGCAGUUUGCCGUUGGCGCGGGGCAAACAUACAGCAUCGGCUGGGACGACACCCUGCGUACCAUCCAAGAGUCGACAAACAACUUCGUCGGCACCCCCACAAAACUCCCCUCUCAGCCCAAGGGCAUCGCCAUCUCGGCCAAGCACACAAUCGUCGCUCUCAGCGACAGCAUCGCCGUGUACGCCGACAAUCAGCUACUCUCCCAGCUCCCGACUAGCUACACCCCAAGCGCCAUUGCCGCGCACGGCUCGUUCGUCGCCGUCGGCACGGCGAACAACGCCGUCGAAAUCUACACCCUCGACAGCACCUCGGGGCAAUUAACACCUUCCCACACGCUCACGAACUCUACUUCCGCCAUCUCGACCCUUGCCUUCUCCCCCGACGGCGCGCACCUCGCAGCGGGCAACGCCUCGGGCAAGAUCGUCGUCUACCAGACAGGGAGCGGGAGCCAGCCGUGGCCGGUAGCGACGGAUCGAUGGUCGGCCCACACGGCGCGGGUGCUGAGCAUCGCUUGGAACAGCGCCGGCACGCACGCGGCCAGCGGCGGGCUGGACACCAAGGUGCACAUCUGGAGCCUGGAGAAGCCCGGGAACAGGCUAAAGGCGGCCAACGCGCACAAGGACGGGGUCUACGGCGUCGCGUGGGUGAGCGAGCACCAAGUGGUGAGUACGGGCGGCGACGCGGCGGUCAAGGUGUGGGAAGUGAAGGGGCUGCAAUGAGCGAUGAAAGCCACAAUCGUUUUGAAGCAGGGAUCAUCGAGAGUACCGAACCAUCCUGUUAUGAUUGUGGGUAGAUGAACGUGAGAGUACGUAAUGUUCUUUCUGCCCAACCAUGCGACUCAAACUGUUCAAAUUCCUCUUAAGUCUUCGUAGUGAUUCCAACCCCAGGUCAGUAAAGGGGGGUAUCCUUUCCCAACUAUUGUAUGAUCGUAAACAGCCGGCCUGGUCCGCAAAGACGAGGCAAUCCCCUUUCAACUCAUGAGAACAGGCUGCCGCGAUGCCUGGGCU